Molecule: messenger RNA, 577 nt
Organism: Dentiscutata erythropus
Lineage: Eukaryota; Fungi; Glomeromycota; Glomeromycetes; Diversisporales; Gigasporaceae
Source: the annotation of a GenBank genome assembly
AUGAUUCAGACUGAAAUAAAAGACGAGUUUCCUGAAAGUAUUGAAGGGUUUGGAUAUCACUUUAACGAAGAGGGACAAUUAAGGGACAUUAAAACAAACGAAAGAUUCGAAUUUUAUGUAAAGCCUGACGAUAACUCCUAUAACCAAACUCGCUAUGAGAGAUUGGGUGAGGCUAUCGGCGAAUAUAUCGAAAAUGAACUGGUUACAAACGAAGAUGCUCUUGAGUGUCAAAACUUAUUAUUGAUAAUCCAAGGAAGUGGUGUUGUACGCCCUGGGCAGUGGGCACGAAGAGUAAUUAUUAACGAUUGUCUCGAGCUUGGAACCAUGUAUCCAUAUAUUCAAAAGGCGCAAGAAUUGAAUUGGGGCAUUAUAGUAUUCAAUCCUAAUGAAAAUUAUAGAGCUAUAAUAAAAGAUGGAGAAGUCAUCAAACGUGAAUCUGUACGAGGCUCAGAAUCACCACAAAAACAUUGUAUUUACGUAUGGAAUAAUUUUGUCACUAAAGCUAAAGCAGAAAAAAUUUUGGUCAUGGGUUAUAGCUUUGGUGGAAUUAAUAUCACCUGUCUAAUGGAUGAAUUUG